UCUUUUCACUUUCCCUUAAAUAUUUUUUCCUGUAUCGAAGACGCACUAUAGGCGACACGUAUAAACUCCCCCGCCAUUUUCAUUCUCUCAAUCUUCAACACAUCCUCUACCUUGCCACGCUCACGUUUCAUUAUCUACAGACAAUCUCAAAAACCCUAACCAAUCUCCUCCCUCUUGUUUACUCCAUAGUUACGAAAAUGGAUCCGGUUCUUCCGAUUGCCAUUGUUUCUAUCCUUCUUGGAGCUCUGAUCGCUAUUCUCUUCUUCAAAAGCUACUUCCUCAAGAGAAAAUCCGAAAUUAAAUCCAUCGCCCCUCCGGAGCUCCGUUCGGAUCCUAAGAAGCCUACAAAACAUUCUCAGCCUGUUACCAAAAAAUCUCACUCCAAACCUCACUCUCAUGCCGCUGAUAAGGAACAAAAUAGGCGACAUCAUCCUUUGGAUUUGAACACUUUGAAAGGCCAUGGAGAUGCAGUAACUGGGUUAUGUUUCUCCAAUGACGGGCGGAGUUUGGCAACAGCUUGUGCAGAUGGAGUGGUUAGAGUAUUUAAGUUGGAUGAUGCUUCAAGUAGAAGUUUCAAGUUUUUGAGAAUUAAUUUGCCAGCUGGAGGGAUUCCAGUGGCAGUGACCUUUUCUGAUGAUGCUUCUUCUGUAGUAGUCGCUUCACAGACUUUGUCAGGUGCAUCUUUAUAUUUGUAUGGAGAGGAAAAUCCCAAACCAAGUAAUGAUUCUAAGCAACAACCCAAGCUUCCGCUCCCAGAAAUCAAAUGGGAACAUCGCAAAAUUCAUGAGAAUAAGGCUGUGAUUACUCUAGUUGGAACUGUUGCAACAUAUGGAAGUGCAGAUGGAAGUUCAAUUGUUGCCUCUUGUUCAGAGGGUACCGAUAUCAAACUGUGGCAUGGGAAAACUGGGAAGAUUUUGGGGAAUGUUGAUACUAAUCAGUUGAAGAACACCAUGGCUGCUAUUUCACCAAACGGACGCUUUGUUGCUGCUGCAGCUUUUACUGCAGAUGUGAAGGUUUGGGAGAUUAUAUACUCAAAGGAUGGUUCCGUCAAGGAGGUUCCAAAAGUUAUGCAGCUUAAAGGGCACAAGAGUGCAGUAACUUGGCUAUGCUUUACCUCAAAUUCAGAGCAAAUUAUUACAGCCUCCAAAGAUGGUUCGAUAAGAAUUUGGAACAUAAAUGUUCGAUACCAUCUUGACGAGGAUCCAAAGACCCUAAAGGUGUUUCCAAUUCCACUCCAUGAUUCACAUGAUGCUACUUUGCAUUGUGAUCGACUUAGUUUAUCCCCUGAUGGGAAGAUACUGGCAGCAACCAAUGGUUCAACAUUGCAGUGGUUAUGUGUUGAAACUGGAAAGGUUCUAGACACAGCUGAUAAAGCACAUGAUGGUCAAAUCACAUGGAUCGCAUGGGCGCCAAAGACCAUCCCAAAUGGUGAUGGACAGGCUAUGGUUUUGGCCACAGCUAGUGUUGACAAGAAAGUAAAAUUAUGGGCUGCUCCAUCGGUGGAUUCGACCUAAAGGAAUAUUUGAUAUUGCUAAUUUUAAGCUAAGGGCAACGAGCUUCUGAUUUGAGUUGUCGGUGAUCCUAGCUUCAUGAGUUUUGAGGCUUACAUUCCUCUUAGAUUAACCACUUAAAAGGAAGUUAAAGAGUAGCGGGGAAGUGGCAAAUUAUGGGAUCAGGGCGGAUUUCAAAUUUGAAAUUGAGAAACCUAACUCGUUGCCUAAUCCGACUGAAAAUUUUGGUGGUAAACACAGAUUUAGAUAAUGAGUUUGCUUUAAAUGGUGUACAAUUUAUAUUGCGAUAAACAGAAUUGUACCUCUUUUCGAAAUCAAGUUCGCAGAAACUCGAUGCCGGGAUCUGUUUCUGUUGGCCGA
Messenger RNA from Ricinus communis (castor bean), 1871 nucleotides. RefSeq names its product transducin beta-like protein 2. The transcript has 10 exons. Gene Ontology annotation, molecular function: protein binding. The record is from RefSeq and is a predicted model, not a curated record. NCBI's taxonomy places the organism in Eukaryota, Viridiplantae, Streptophyta, Magnoliopsida, Malpighiales, Euphorbiaceae. The coding region runs from base 198 to 1514 and encodes 438 amino acids.